Molecule: messenger RNA, 1759 nt
Organism: Oenanthe melanoleuca
Lineage: Eukaryota; Metazoa; Chordata; Aves; Passeriformes; Muscicapidae
Gene: GPR65
Product: G protein-coupled receptor 65
Exons: 3
Coding region: 308-1345 (345 amino acids)
Biological process (GO): G protein-coupled receptor signaling pathway
Cellular component (GO): membrane
Molecular function (GO): G protein-coupled receptor activity
Source: RefSeq, a predicted model, not a curated record
CAGAAGCAGACGCUUUUCUUAGAAGCAGAUACGGGUUACACUGCCCAUGGCAUAACGGCAACCCCUGCACGGGGACACGUGGCUGCCAAGGAUAGCUGUAAGCCAAUACCAUCCUUCUGGGCAAAACCAGCAGGUGUGCUCAGUAGCAGAGAGAAAACCUGGGAAUUUGUCGGAUCAUGCAUUCAGGAGGCUGGGAUCUUAUCAAUCAGGUCCUGAAGAACUAACAGAUGACAACUCAUCAGAAUACAACAGGGGGGUUUAUUGCACCCAAGCUGGAAUUAUCUCAAGGAUACCACAGGGCUGGACAAUGAACAACAGCACUGAGUGCCAUGAUGAUCACACCCUGGAUAAGUAUUUGUUUCCAUUUGUGUACAGCAUUGUGAUGAUGAUCAGUGUUCCCAUCAACUGCAUAUCCCUCUAUGCAUCUUGCAUUCAGGUGAGGAAAAAGAAUGAGUUAGCAGUCUACAUCUUUAGCCUGUCCCUGGCUGACCUUUUGUACUCUUUGAUUCUGCCUCUGUGGAUUGACUAUGCCUGGCAUGGAGAUGACUGGAGGCUCUCUGCCUUGCUUUGUAAGAUUUUUGCCUUCCUUACGUAUAUGAAUUUCUACACCAGCACUGCGUUCCUUGCUUGCAUCUCUCUCGACAGGUACCUGGCAUUAGUUCACCCCCUGAAGCUCCAGUACUUGCGCACAAGAAGGUUUUCAUUGAUUGUCAGCAUAAUUGUUUGGCUUCUGGAAAGCAUCUUUAAUUCAGUCAUACUGAUCAAUAAAGAAGUAUUCAGUGAUCCUUGCAAUUUCACCAAUCAUACAUUAUGCUAUGAUAAUUACCCCCUGGAAAGGUGGCAGGCAAACAUAAAUUUAUUCCGAAUAUGCUCAGGAUACUUGGUCCCUUUGAUAAUCAUUGUGUUUUGCUACCAUAAAAUCUACCAAGUAGUGAGGUAUAACCAAGCCACAGUGGACGAAGAAAAGAAAAGAGUGAGGAAACUUAUUCUGAACAUCACAGUUAGUUUCAUUGUUUGCUUCACUCCUUAUCAUGUUGUGUUGCUUAUCCGCAGUAUCAGCGAACCUUCUGCCUCUGAUCCACAUCUUUUGUUGUCGAUGUAUAAGGUUUACAGAAUCACACAGGCCUUAACAAGUUUGAACUGCAUUGCAGAUCCCAUUCUGUACUGCUUUGUGAGUGAAACUGCACGAACAGAAAUAGUGAAUUUGCUCAGAUGCUGCUUGUGCCUACGAAAGCGUGAGGAGGACCAAGUGAAAGAACGUGCUCUGUGCAGUUCUGCUACAAAAAACACUGCAGUCAUCACCUACAGAACUUCCUGUGAAACACAGAGUGUCAAAAUUUCCUGAAUGAGCACAUGCAAAGGAAAACUGGAGAACCUAAAAGGAAAAGAAAGAAAAAUUCUUCUGCAGUCUGUACCUAGGAAAUGCCCCAAAAGUCAGAGAUACCAGUCUAAGCAAAACCAGUAGCUGGAGCUGAUAAGAACUUACUAUAGGGUCAAUGAAAUCAAUGGAUUAUCAACAUUAAAUCAUAUAUGGUAUAUAAAUGAGUGACGACAAACAAACGCACAAUCAAGAAGGAUGGCUGUGACAUGCUGACAGAAUUACUGAGGAUCCUCCACAGAACAGUCUCCUGUUGCAGCUUGCUAGCCAGCCUGCUGCAAUGUACUAAGUGGUAAAUUUCUCUGUAAUUUCAUGGUGUUUUUUUAUGCUGCUAUGAUGGUUCUUGUGUUUCAUUAAAGACUCAAAUUCUUCUUUAGCAUA